UAGUACAUAUAUGCUGGAAAAGAAAAAAGAAUACGACCAAAGGCCAAAACGGAAAAACCCGCCUUUCAAAAUUUCCCGCCAAAAAAUGAGAAUUGCAGAGAUAUCCUCGCCGGAGCUCCGGUCGCUCCACCGAGACACGGAGCCUAACAACCGUAGCCUCUUCCAAAUUGAAACAAUCGUUAAACAACUCGAAACCCGCUCUGCCGAAAAACCACCGCCGGAGACCGUCGUCUCCGAUCUCCGGCAGUGCCUGACUCAGCUGAGUCAACUCGCUUCGUUUCCAAACUCGUUGAAACUUCAGAUUUGGAAGCUCAGCUACCGCCUCUGGAACGCGUGCGUCGACAUCUCCAACACCACCGCCAUCCGCUCCUCCUCCUCCGCAACCACCGAAAGCCAGGCCGAACUCCGGCACAUCGCCGCGGACCUCCUCUCAAUCGCCGGCGACGUCGCCGGCAUCCCAUCUCCGGCGAUAAAAUCGGCGUCGUUCUACCACAAGACUGGCCAGAUAUGGCACAGCCUCCAGAAAUUCGAUCUCGCCGCGAAGUGCUUCGAGCGCGCCACGGAUCUGGUCUCGAAGCUCGAAAUCAAUUCAAUCACCGACGCCGGAGAGCGGAAACUGUUGCUGGAUCUGAACCUGGCUCGGUCCCGAACCGCGUGGGAGGUUCGAGACCCGAACCUGGCGGUGGCGCUGCUGAACCGGAGCAAGAGCUUCCUCUUCGGCGCGUGCGAGCACUACACGGAUCUAGCAAAGCAGUUCAUGGCGUUUGGGAAGCGCGCGCUGUCGAGCGGCGGCGGCGAGGACGCGAACCGUGAGGCGCUGAAGCUGAUGAACGAAGCGUUGGAGUGUUGCGAGAAGGGGUUCGGUGCGGCGCGAACACGGGAAGAGAAGGUGGAGAUCCGAGGGUUGAGGUGGAAGGCGCUUAGAUUCAUCGCUGCGAUUCAUUUGCAGAAAGAGGAAUUUGAGAGUGUGAUUAAGUGUGUGAAGGUUUUGAGAGAUAGUGCUGAUGGCGGUGAUGAGCAUCCGAGUCUUUCGGUGUUGGCGAUGAAGGCGUGGUUAGGGUUGGGGAGGCAUGGGGAGGCGGAGAGGGAGUUGAGGGGGAUGGUGAUUGACAAAGGGAUUCCGGAGGGGGUUUGGGUGUCAGCGGUGGAGGCGUAUUUUGUGGCAGCAGGGACGGCGGGGGCAGAGACGGCGAAGGGGGUGUUCUUGGGGCUGUUGGGAAGGUGUCAUGUUAGUGCCGGCUCGGCAGUGAGGGUGGCGCAUAGGGUGGCUGGGGGUGGUGGGGAAGGGGGGAGACUGAGAGCUAAGGUGGUUGCUGAGCUUGUGUCGGAUGAGAGGGUGGUGGCCCUCUUUGCAGGACAGGAUGCUGCUAAGGAUAGGGUGGCAAUGCAUGCUGUUCUGUGGAAUUGUGGUGCCGAUAAUUUUCAAUCAAAAGAUUAUGAGACCAGUGCGGAACUCUUUGAAAAAUCAAUGCUAUAUAUUCCAUAUGAUGCAGAGAACAGAAUACUUCGAGCAAAGGGCUUUAGAGUUUUGUGCCUCUGCUACCUUGGUCUCCUGCAGCUGGAUCGCGCUCAAGAAUACAUUAAUGAGGCUGAAAAGCUUGAGCCUAACAUUGUCUGUGCUUUUCUUAAGUUCAAAAUUUAUCUCCAAAAGAAUGACCACCAAGGUGCUAUUAAUCAAAUUGAAGCGAUGACAACAUGCCUUGACUUUCAACCAGAUUUUCUCUCACUUUCAGCACAUGAAGCUGUUGCAUGCCAUGCUCUACCUAUUGCUGUUGCUUCUCUAUCAAGUAUGCUAAAGUUCUAUGCUUCAGGAAAGUCCAUGCCCACAGCAGAAGUAACAGUUGUGCGCACCUUGCUGACAGUCCUCUCUCAAGAGCCGGGUAACGAACAGCAAGUAAUAAAAUUCCUCAAACACGCCCAUACACGAGCAUCGGAGAUUGGUCCUGAUUGCUUCUUUGGAAAAGAGGAAGUUGGAAGACGGGAACGGAAUUGGUUUGCUGUGACUUCAUGGAACUUUGGGACAAAAACGGGACAGGAUAAGAACUAUGAAUCAUCUGCCGUGUUCUUAAAACUGGCAUCAGAUUUUUAUGCUCUAAUUGAGGGGUCUGAUAAUGAGAACAAUGUCAUGGUUUGCAAAUCGUUAGUGCUUUCUGUAUCAUCAAUGAUAGCUUUAGAAUUUGAAAGGAAGACUUCGAUGUCAGAAACUGAAGUCAAGCAAGCUUUAUACUUGUUAGAUAGAGCAGGGGAGAUGCUAAAAUCAAUUUCAGCCAGGAACUCUGUUAACGGUGACCAAAUUAAUACCAUUGAGCCUGAACUUUUUUUCAUAUACACUUUCUGCUAUUAUGAUAUACAAGGCAGGCUGAAUGACUUGGGAUCUCAACUUCUCAAUGUGAAAAGCUUUGCCAGCUCAAAGGCUUGCAAACCUCACCACCUCCUUCAAAUAGGUCUCUCUGCCUCACAGGGACCACGGUUGAAUCACGAAGUAGCCUGCUUUGCUUUAAAUGAAUGCCUCUCAUCUUUCCUUUCAUCAGCAGCUCCAGAUUAUCAAAAUGUUGCUCUUGUAAUGCGCAAGCUUAUAUCCAAUGCCAGCAUUCACAAGGGUGAUGCAGAUGAUGAUCUUGUAUAUAGCAUGUACAAGCAAGCCUAUAGGAUAAUGGUUGGUUUGAAGGAAGAUGAGUAUCCGAUUGAAGAAGGAAAGUGGCUUGCCAUGACUGCAUGGAACCGAGCAGCAGUGCCAGUCAGGUUGGGUCAGAUUGAAGUGGGGAAGAAAUGGAUGACUGUGGGCUUAGACAUUGCAAAGCAUGUCCCAGGCAUGGAAGCUUACAAAGAAUGCAUGGAAGAAGUCCUUGGCAAUUUGAAGAAAGAACUUUGAUAUGCAUGAAUCUGAAAUCCGGUUUCUAGAAGUUACAAAAUUCAUACAUGUACAGGAAAAAAGUUCAGAAAUGUGUAGAAAACAUAUGGUGUUGAAUUUUGCAUUGGUAGUGUUCAUACAUGUAAGGUUUAUAAAUGUGUGUAUAUGUAUAAGUGGGACUCCUCUCAACUAGUUUUUUCGUACACAUCAAAAUGUAGUAGAUCCUAUGGUAGAACUGAUGGCUCUAGAAGACAAGUCAUAAUUUUUUUUUAGUCUACAAAACGUGUUAUUUCUUUGUUGCCAAAGUUGCAUCUAUGUUGGUCUUUCCAAAAGGAA
Glycine soja is the source of this 3187-nucleotide messenger RNA. Its product is annotated as TPR repeat-containing protein ZIP4. The coding region runs from base 11 to 2872 and encodes 953 amino acids. The record is from RefSeq and is a predicted model, not a curated record. The transcript is spliced from 5 exons. NCBI's taxonomy places the organism in Eukaryota, Viridiplantae, Streptophyta, Magnoliopsida, Fabales, Fabaceae. Gene Ontology annotation, molecular function: protein binding. Gene Ontology annotation, biological process: regulation of synaptonemal complex assembly; meiotic cell cycle.